Molecule: messenger RNA, 3373 nt
Organism: Danio rerio (zebrafish)
Lineage: Eukaryota; Metazoa; Chordata; Actinopteri; Cypriniformes; Danionidae
Gene: pcdh2a29
Product: protocadherin 2 alpha 29
Biological process (GO): homophilic cell-cell adhesion; anatomical structure morphogenesis; cell adhesion
Cellular component (GO): plasma membrane; membrane
Molecular function (GO): calcium ion binding
Source: RefSeq, marked validated
AUGUUCUCGAUGCACAGAAGGAGAUCUGUCGUGGCUUGUUUUGUGCUCGUUGUUUUAGUGUGUUUCUGGGACGCGGCAUCAGGGCAGCUCUCCUAUUCUGUUUCUGAGGAGGUGAGUCCGGGAACAACAGUGGGAAAUCUCGCUAAGGAUCUAAACCUGAAUGUUCAGGAACUGGAGUCGCGCAUGUUUCAGAUUGUCACGGGAGCCAAGAAAAAAUAUUUCGAGGUAAAUCUAAAAACUGGGUUUUUAUAUGUGAACGAAAGAAUAGACAGAGAGGAGCUUUGCGCCAAAGCGCCCAAAUGCACAGUCAGUGUAGAAGCGGUUAUCAACAAUCCAUUAAAGCUCUAUCAGAUAGAAAUCAAUAUUGUGGAUGUAAACGAUAAUAAACCGACAUUUAAUUCAAAAACUCAAUAUUUAGAUGUCGCUGAGAACACUUUACCCGGCGUAAAAUUCCCUCUUUCUUAUGCGUCUGAUGCGGAUGUAGGAAAAAACACAGUGAGCACCUAUAAGUUAAGCCAAAAUGAGUAUUUUUCCUUAGCAGUGCACAAAGGAGAAGAGCAGAGCGUCUCCGCUGAGUUAGUUUUGCAGAAAGCUUUAGACCGUGAAAAACAGCCUCUGGUCCAGCUUACACUGACCGCUGCAGAUGGAGGAAAUCCGCCGAAAUCAGGCACGUCUCAGAUAAUUAUUAGGGUUUUAGAUAUUAAUGACAAUGCUCCUGUGUUCAGUCGCCCUUUAUAUAAAGCAAGUCUUGUUGAAAACGUGCCUAUUGGUAGCACUGUAAUAAUUAUAAAUGCAACCGACAAAGAUGAGGGUACCAACAGCGAUAUCAUUUAUUCACUUCGAGAGACAGAUCAAGAUCACAUUUUAGAUAUUUUUCAGAUUGAUGCGAUUACGGGUGCAAUCACAGUCAAGGGCGAUGUAAAUUUCGAGAAAAACAAUGCGUUUGAGAUCCGCGCACAGGCCAGUGACAAAGGACAGCCUCCAAUGUCCACGCAUUGUAAAGUGCUGGUGGAGGUGCUGGAUAUUAAUGACAAUGAGCCAGAGAUAACCGUGACGUCACUCCUCAGUACAGUGAAAGAGGACGCCAGUAUUGGCACUGCUGUUGCUCUGGUCUCAGUGAUUGACAGAGAUGGUGGCAGAAACGGUGUGGUGAAUUGCGCGGUGUCAAAUAAUGUGCCUUUUAAACUUCAGACAAACUACAAGAAUUAUUAUUCCUUAGUAGUAGAUGGACCUCUAGACAGAGAGCGCGCGUCUGAGUAUAACGUGACAAUCAGCGCUGCUGAUGAAGGGUCUCCGCCUCUCUCUAGUACCAGUGUCAUUGCUGUACACGUUUCUGAUGUCAAUGACAACGCGCCGCGCUUUCCAGAGCCCGUCAUUAAUGUGUAUGUGAAAGAGAACAGUCAGAUUGGAGCUGUUCUUCAUACAGUAUCUGCUGUUGAUCCUGAUGUAGGUGAUAAUGCCAGAAUAACAUAUUCUUUACUAGAAAGCUCUAAAAGCGGCCCGGUAACAUCCAUGAUCAACAUCAACUCUGACACUGGAGAUCUGCACAGUUUACAGUCGUUUAACUACGAGGAGAUCAAAACAUUUGAGUUUAAAGUUCAGGCCACAGACUCUGGUGUUCCUCCGCUCAGCAGUAACGUGACUGUAAAUGUGUUUGUCCUGGAUGAGAAUGACAACAGUCCCGCGAUUCUCGCGCCCUAUUCCGAGCUCGGUUCCGUUAACACCGAGAACAUUCCCUAUUCUGCUGAGGCGGGCUACUUUGUGGCCAAGAUCAGGGCUGUAGAUGCAGAUUCUGGUUACAACGCGCUGUUGUCCUACCACAUCUCUGAGCCCAAAGGAAACAAUCUGUUCCGAAUCGGAACCAGCAGCGGGGAGAUCAGGACUAAGAGGAGAAUGAGUGACAAUGACCUGAAAACUCACCCGCUGGUCAUUUUGGUUUGUGAUAACGGAGAGCCCUCACUGUCAGCGACUGUGUCUAUUGAUGCUGUGGUUGUUGAAAGCGGAGGUGACGUCAAGACUCCAUUCAGACAUGCGCCGGUAAAGGAGGAGAGUUUCUCGGAUUUAAAUCUGUAUUUGCUGAUCGCCAUUGUGAGUGUGUCCGUCAUCUUUUUACUGAGCCUCAUCAGUUUAAUAGCUGUGAAAUGCCACAGGACAGACAGCAGUUUGGGCAGGUACAGCGCCCCGAUGAUCACCACACACCCUGACGGGAGCUGGUCUUACUCCAAAUCUACUCAGCAGUAUGACGUGUGUUUUAGCUCAGACACACUGAAGAGUGACGUAGUGGUUUUCCCCGCGCCAUUUCCGCCUGCAGAUGCAGAACUGAUCAGUAUUAAUGGAGGAGACACUUUCACCAGAACACAAACACUCCCUAAUAAAGAGAAGCCUAAAGUUCCCAGUUCAGACUGGAGAUAUUCGGCGUCCCUCAGAGCAGGAAUGCAAAGUUCUGUCCGUAUGGAGGAGUCCUCUGUGAUGCAGGGAGCUCAAGGAGUCCUGGUUCAGAACUGGCCCACCGUUUCCAGCGCUCCCGAUAAUGAGGGUGGAGAGGUGUCUCCACCUGUAGGCGCUGGAGUGGACAGCAACAGCUGGCAUUUCCGAUAUGGGCCGGGUCCCGGAGGCCCUCCGCACCUGAAACCCGGUGAAGUUCCUCCCGAAGCCUUCAUCAUCCCUGGAUCUCCGGCCAUUAUUUCCAUCAGACAAGGACAGGACGGUGACGACAAGAGCGACUUUAUUACCUUUGGGAAAAAGGAGGAGGCCAAGAAGUUAAAGAAGAAAAAGAAGAAGGAGAAGAAGGAUAAGCGGGAGAAAGGGAAGGAUGAUGAUGAUUAGAGAGACAGAGGAAGGAUGUCUUUUAAAAGACAGAAGUCUCAACGAAAGUCUGUAGAACAAAAAGUGUGCGUUUAUUAAGUCUGAGAUGCAUAUUUGGGAGCUCGUCCAAAUGUUUUCUUUUUACAAAAACGUUCCUGUUUGAUUACACAAAUACAUGGCAUCCCUUUCCAUUUCUUAAUGAUGAAACUGAUUAAUCUUGCCUGUUAGAUUACUGAUUAGUGUUCUCUACAAUUCAGACUGGAGUUGGUACGUCUGUCUUUUUCAUCCGAUUGGCUUUUGUUUUCCUUUUGAUAGGAAGACAAAAUCUGAUGUAUAAUGUUUGUUAGCUGUGUGCCGCUUCAAGUGUGUUAAAAUGCAGGAGGGAAAAAAAAAACUGCACAUGCUGGUGUAAAUAUGCAGGUCGAGGUGUGUGAAGACGCUAAGUUAACGCUUUUUGCUCAUUCACUUCUCCUGGUGCAGGAUGGGAGAAACAUCCUGUAAAACGAGAGACGCUGAUACAUACUUUCACACAGAGGACACAAAAAAAGUCUCACAUCCUCGAAAUAAA